UAAACAUGAAGUCACUCUUUCAAAAGCUUUUCUGUCAAUGGCCUCUAGUCAUUCUUUGGUGUUAUGCCAUAGCCAUAAUCUUUCAACAUGUUUAUGCAGUGAGUCUUCCAAACAAUGAAACUGUGCCAGCAGUCAUUGUAUUUGGGGACUCUAUAGUGGAUCCAGGAAACAACAACUAUAUCACCACUCUUGUCAAAUGCAAUUUCCCACCAUAUGGCAGAGAUUUUGAUGCAGGAAAUCGUCCAACUGGGAGGUUCAGCAAUGGCUUAGUCCCUUCAGACAUCAUUGCUGCAAAAUUUGGAGUGAAGAAGCUUUUACCUGCUUAUCUUGAUCCAAAUUUGCAACUCCAAGAUCUCCUCACUGGUGUAAGCUUUGCCUCAGGUGGUGCUGGGUAUGAUCCUCUAACAGCUGAAAUAGUGUCUGUGAUAUCAUUAUCAGAUCAAUUAGACAUGUUCAAGGAGUACAUAAUGAAGAUAGAGGAAGCAGUUGGAAGAAGCAGAACAGCGAUAAUAGUAUCUAAGAGCAUAUACAUAUUGUGCUUAGGAAGUGAUGACAUUGCCAAUACUUAUGCUCAAACACCAUUUAGGCGUUCCCAAUAUGAUAUUCCAUCAUAUACAGAUUUAAUGGCUUCACAAGCCUCAAACUUCUUACAGGAACUUUAUGGAGUAGGAGCUAGAAGAAUUGGAGUAUUUGGCUUACCAGUUAUAGGGUGUGUGCCCUCACAGAGAACAAUUGGUGGAGGCAUGCAAAGAGCAUGUUCAGAUUCUUCCAACCAAGCAGCAAUACUCUUCAAUUCAAAGCUCUUCUCCCAAAUGGAUGCACUUGGAAAAAAGUUUUCAGACGCUAAGCUUGUGUAUCUCGAUUCGUACAACCCAUUUAUGGACAUUCUUCAAAACCCUGCUAAAUAUGGUUUUGAAGAGACGGAGAAAGGGUGCUGUGGCACAGGGAAUAUAGAAGUCGGCAUUUUGUGCAACCCUUACAGCAUAAACACAUGCUCAAACUCUUCAAACUACGUAUUCUGGGAUAGUUAUCACCCUACAGAGAAGGCUUAUAAUGUGCUUUGUUCUCUUGUGCUUGAUAACAAAAUCAAGGACUUCUUUUGA
Molecule: messenger RNA, 1103 nt
Organism: Gastrolobium bilobum
Lineage: Eukaryota; Viridiplantae; Streptophyta; Magnoliopsida; Fabales; Fabaceae
Product: GDSL esterase/lipase EXL3-like
Exons: 5
Coding region: 6-1103 (365 amino acids)
Cellular component (GO): extracellular region
Molecular function (GO): hydrolase activity, acting on ester bonds
Source: RefSeq, a predicted model, not a curated record